Venturia canescens is the source of this 5806-nucleotide messenger RNA. Its product is annotated as ubiquitin specific protease 47. The coding region runs from base 593 to 5056 and encodes 1487 amino acids. The record is from RefSeq and is a predicted model, not a curated record. Gene Ontology annotation, molecular function: cysteine-type deubiquitinase activity. Gene Ontology annotation, biological process: protein deubiquitination. Lineage: Eukaryota; Metazoa; Arthropoda; Insecta; Hymenoptera; Ichneumonidae. Gene Ontology annotation, cellular component: cytosol; nucleus. The transcript is spliced from 26 exons.
GUCGAGAUACGCUGCUUAUAAACGGGGGCUGAAAAUAAAAUAUGGCGUAAAGUGAUUGUUACACAUGUGUCAAUGAUUAUUUCGAUGCCAAUGCUCCCUGAAAGUGAAUACCGAUGUAAAUUGUGACCAGUUGGCAGGAGCGUUAAAAAAAACAGUAUCAAUGCUGCUGAGCACUAGAAUCUUGUGAACCAUAAAAAACCCUUGCCCAGAAAGUUCUCCAAAAAUUGUCAUCACAAAGUUUACACAUUGGAGGAACUUUGGAAAACAUACUGCAAGUCGAUAUGUGAAUUGGAUUCAGAGCUCUGGGACAAGAAGACUUGGAGCAGUCACAGAAAAAAUGAAAGAAUACGGAAUGCACCGCUCGGUCGGGAAGGGGUUAAAUCAGUGAAUGGGCAAUAACAUGAGAAUUUGAAAGCUUGAACAAGUGUAUGACAAGAAACUGUGAGCUGAGCGAAGAACUGAAAGGUUUAUUCUUAAGCGUCUGUUCAUAUUUUGGUGGAAAAAGAAGGAAGAAACAACGGAAUAUCCGGGUUUAGGAUUGGAAGUCUGGUUCCAGGGGUCAGCCAAAGUUUUUGGGGAAAAAGAAAGAGAAAUGGUGGUGGGGAUGGCCGCUGAUGGGAUAAUUAUCGAAAUAUGGGAUCUCGCCUGUGGCGGCGAUGAACCACCGACACCAGUCGCGAUACCGCAAGACCUUCGUGUUGCGGAUCUCGUGCAACUCGUUUCCACCAGGUUUCGGCAUUCGGUCGGAACAUUUGGAUUGUUACUUAAAUGGGGAAGGAACAAGACGAAUUUGAUGGAUGUGAGGAAUGAUCUAACGAUAGCCGACUUAGGAGUGGAUUUCACUACGGAAACGGAUUACAAAUUGCUCAUUACUGAAUGGCCGCCUUCGCCGUCGCAGAGCGAUGAACUGACAAUGUCGGAUGUGGACGACGACAGGUCGUGCGUUUUGCUUAAUAUAUUGGACCAAAGCAGAGGUUUUACACAAGAGCAACUCGUGCUGAUGUCUGCAAGGCUCAUGGAUCUUUUUCGUUACGUCUCGUUGUGGUGCAAAUACGAACCUGGAACUUACAGCCUUAUCUUACAAUCCGGAAUGGGAGCAAAAUCCUUUUUUCGGAUCGAGCUGAACGAGAAAGACUCAAGGAAGUUGAAUGAAAUCGGUGUCGAUUUGAAGUCAUCCAAAGCCAUGCUGCUCAUCGACUCGACCUCGAAAUCUCCGACCGAUGAAGUCGAAACAGAAGACCCAGCGCCUCCGGAACAGCACAGCGACACGAAAUCUUCACUUCCCUUCGUAUACAAACCAGAAAUUAUUUUUUCUCCGGAAUUCAAUCCCUCGAACGAAGAAGAUGCGCUCGACAGUAAAUCAUCAGACGAUGAAAGCCAGCGGAGUCCGACUUCCGGGGAUACUGGUUAUGAAACGGGAAAAAGAUUCUCUAGGGAAAUAUAUUGCAGAAGACGUUCGCGAGGUCGAUAUGAGGAUACUGUGGCAAUUGAUAUGCUGUACGCCAGCUGCUUGAAAAGGGCCGACAAAGAAAGGGAGUCAGACCGAUAUCACGAAAUUGUGGCACCUAAAUUGAUGAGCACCAGCCGCAAGAAAGAGGACGACGAAGAAAGUGAGCCAAACCGACAUGACGAAACUGGUUACGUCGGUUUGGUCAACCAAGCAAUGACUUGUUAUCUCAACAGUCUCAUUCAAGCCCUGUACAUGACGCCAGAAUUUCGCAACGCCUUGUACAAUUGGGAAUACACGAAUGACUCGGAUAAGGACGAGGCUAAAAGCAUACCUUAUCAAUUACAAAAACUGUUCCUUAACCUGCAGACGUCUUCGAAAAAUGCCGUUGAGACAACACCGUUGACGAAAAGCUUUGGUUGGGACUCGACGCAAGCUUGGCAGCAGCAUGACAUCCAGGAACUUUGCAGAGUCAUGUUCGAUGCACUUGAACAGAAAUUUAAAAACACUGCACAAGCCGAUCUAAUUAAUCGGCUUUACGAAGGCAAAAUGAUCGAUUACGUUAAGUGUCUCGAAUGUGGAACCGAAAAACAGCGCGAGGACACUUUUCUCGAUAUUCCUCUGCCUGUAAGACCAUUCGGUAGCAACGUUGCGUAUAACAGUGUUGAAGAAGCACUCACCGCCUUUGUUCAACCGGAAACCCUGUCUGGUACGAAUCAGUAUCAUUGUGAGACGUGUAACAAAAAAUGCGAUGCCCACAAAGGCUUGAAGUUUGCCAAAUUUCCGUAUUUUUUGACGCUACAACUGAAACGUUUCGAUUUUGAUUACAACACCUUUCAUCGUAUCAAGCUAAAUGAUGAGGUCACUUUCCCCGAUAUUCUCAAUUUGAAUUCCUUCAUUCCAUCAACAUCGACGGAAUCGAGUUGUAACGAUGAGAAUUCGAGCCUAAAUAAGGCCAAAAGCGACAAUGGCUCAACGACGGACAGCGUCGAGGACGAUUCUCCGCCUUGCAAUAACGGUAUAGCCGUUAACGAAAAUUCAUCGAACGAUAAUUACGACGACGAUGGAGAUGAAGGAAUCGAGAGGAGCAAUGGACCUUCCACGUCAAGCUGCAAUUCUCACAAUCACGAAAACGAAAAGAAACGUGACAAAUUACCUCCGGCAAAAGGGCCUUACGUUUACGAAUUAUUCUCCAUUAUGAUUCACAGCGGUAGCGCAAGUGGCGGCCAUUAUUACGCUUACAUAAAGGAUUUCAGAACCGGAAAGUGGCUUUGCUUUAAUGAUCAAAAUGUCUCGACGAUUACUUACGAGGACAUACAAAAAGCUUAUGGCGGUGGACCAACGAGAGCAUAUUACAGUGGUGUUUACAGCAGCAGUUCAAAUGCGUAUAUGCUAAUGUACAGGCAAAUCGAUCCGGCUCGUAAUGCAUUACCGAUGCAGGUGUCGGAUUUUCCAGAACAUUUACAGGAAUUAUUAGUGAAAACGCAAGAGUCCGAGGAAAGUAAAAUGUUGUGUCGUCGAUUGUUGGUGCAAGAAGGAUGCGUUAUUAAGGUUUACUGUCAUCACCCGGUAAAGAGAACUCUCAUAAACAAAAAAUUGCUUUGUCUCGAGUCAACUUGGAGCGAGGCCAUUGACAAGGCUUACAGAGCAAUGAUGCUCGACGACAUCAUCGAUCGUGAUCAAGUACGUUUAGUCACUUAUCAAGAAAGUACCGGUCUCAUUCUCUCAAGCUUCGAGGCUCGAGACGACGAAAUGCUGUGCUCGGUUGUUGGUCGCAAGCCGGAUACUUUGUUGUUGGAAAUUCGUAAAAAGGAUGAACCUUUCAAGUCUUAUCCGCCUGACAGUCUCCCAAAGUACGUUUACGUCAUCGAUAUCACGAAAAACGAAGUGAUUCAAGGUCCGAUCGUUGUCCGAGCUCGCUUGACCCAAACAGUCCAGGAGUACAAGGAGCAAUUGGGUGUGACGUUGAACAUGGACCCGAAGGAAAUUUAUCUCAUAUUCCAACCUGGGAUACUUUCGACAAGGGUCGUUAGUGCUAAUGAAAAUACUUUGCAAGAAGAGGGUUAUGCAAAUGCUACUAAAGUCAUUGUAGAGACUUCACUCGGUUCUGGAAAAAUUACGGAUUUAUCGAACAUUCGUGCCCUCAUUACUGGUUUAAUAUUGAUAAACGUUCCUUUGCCGGACGUGAACGAAGAAGAGUUACGAAAUUUAGGAAUUCCAAGCUUGGACAAAAGUAAACAAACCGAAGGGCCGAUUCCCUUGACGAAUGGUCCUCCAAGGUUGAUCGUUGAAACAGUGAAAAACGGCGACAAACUGGAAACGAACGAAACGUCGACGAUUAAAAUAAACGAUGUAGAGGAAACUCCACCAACACCAGCGGUGCCACAUCCACCAACUUGCAACAAAAGAACGUCCAGUCCGCAGGUACAACAAACGGAAACCGAAGACUGGUACACGCCGGAACAAAGCAACAGCGAAGAUAGCAGCUUGAGUUACAGCGAUCGCACACUUGUGGGAGAAGACGAUGCGUCCGAGGACGACGAUUAUCCAUUAGCAAAUAUUGAUCGCGAGCUUCCCAAUCAAACGUCGAAUCAGGACAGCAAUCAGGUCAAAAACCCAAGUGAAUAUAUUUUCAAGGUCACGCGUGAUGAGCACGAGCCUGAUAAACUUCUCAGAGUUCUCUACGACAAACGAAUCGAUUUGAACACGUUCAAAAAAUUGUUAGAACCAUACGUUGGCGUUCCUGCGAAAUAUUUUAGAGCAAUGUGUCGACCACACACGGAAGUCGAGAGUCAGCAAUUACAGCUCGAUUCGUGUUUCGACGACGGUACUACGGUUUGUCUGAAACUUGGAGGCAAUCUACGUUACGGAGAAUUCAAAGUUUCCCUUUAUCAGUUGGAUAUCGAGUCAGAAACGGAACCUUUUAGAUUUUUGUGCGACGCGAUUGUUUGGAAAGAGGCGACGGUUGCGCAAACGAAAAAAGACAUUCUGGCAGAUAUCAGUAGGAGAUUCAAAAUCGAAAUACCAUAUGAGAGGUGCAGGUUGAGGCGAAAAUAUCACAAAGUAGCCGCGAAUGUCUUUAUGGAUGAUCAAAAAAUGAAAGAUAUCCGAUCCUAUUGGCCUCACGAAAUUAUCAUUCAAGAAUUACCCGGUGAAGAAACCGUCACCAGUCCAACCGACGUUAUCAUAUUUGCCAGGCGAUUGUCCAGUCUCGAGGAAAAAGCGGGACCUUUACAGGAGAUAGUUCUUAGUGACAAGUCCGUCACCGAAGUUCGCGAAAAGAUUUCACAAAUAUCCGGUAUUCCUGACGAACAUCUAACAAUAGCAAGCUGUAAAGGCUCGUUACCAAACGACGUAUUGAUGAUGGACCAGCAUCAAUACUGGCACAGCCAUGGGACAGAAAUCGAGAAAUGUUCCCGAGCUUUCCGUAUUGAAGAUGGCAGCAUCAUAUAUUACAGAGAUACUAGCACAGUGUUGAGCGACAUCAGCAACCAGAAGGUCAUAUUGGAUCGUCAUUAUGUACGAAAAUCAAAAAUUGUAGAAGCAUCGCUGGGUUACCCUCGGAGAAGAACCGAACUAGGUCUCAAGAUCUACUUGGACGACAUGUGAUCUGACCUUACGGCAAUAUCCUGAACCGAGGCUUAAAAGAGGAAUGUAAAAGAGGCGAGAGAAAAAUAAUAAGAGAACGAAAGUUCUAAAAUCUCGGUUGGGAUGGCCAUUAGGCACGAUUUAAAAAUGAGAAAAAUCUAAGAAAUCGUAUUUUAAGAGAAUUCUUAGGUACUUCUUGCUGUUUUCUCCUCGAAGCUCGAAUCGUAAAUCGCACUUUACGAAAAAAGUAUCGAUGUUGAGGAAAUCAAAGAAAAAAAACAACGAAACGCACCCUCUGAAUCAUGUAUUUUAUUUAUACUUUUUUUUUCGCCUAUUACAAACUUUUCCGCGUUUUUCUGUCAUCGGACAUAAAAAAAAUAACGAUAAAAAUAUGUCUAUUGCAAAUCAUGUGAAAAAUUUAAGACAAAUUAUUUACGCUGCAUUUACUGCUUUAGCUUAGCAUUUUUUUCUGCGAGUUCGAUGCUUUUUUGAUAGUUUAUUUACUGAAUCGCCGAAUAAAAAAUCUCAAUCUUUGACAGAAUUUUCGAAACUCCGUUUGAUUUUUCUUCGUGAUUUCGCCAUAUUUUCAAUCCUUUUUUUUGAAUGAACGGAUUAUUCAAAAUGCGAAGAAAGAAAUAAACUUGAAAGAACAUACGAGUAUGUGGGUGCGAGCGAUUCGAGUUUCUCGGAGAAUCAGAAAUAUCUUCGACAGACUUGAAAAAAACUAAAAUACACGAAAAUUGAAUGAAAAAAACAUCAACACACGCUAAA